Molecule: messenger RNA, 871 nt
Organism: Rhipicephalus sanguineus (brown dog tick)
Lineage: Eukaryota; Metazoa; Arthropoda; Arachnida; Ixodida; Ixodidae
Product: zinc finger protein 189-like
Exons: 2
Coding region: 79-843 (254 amino acids)
Biological process (GO): regulation of transcription by RNA polymerase II
Cellular component (GO): nucleus
Molecular function (GO): RNA polymerase II cis-regulatory region sequence-specific DNA binding; DNA-binding transcription factor activity, RNA polymerase II-specific
Source: RefSeq, a predicted model, not a curated record
UCCAGCAGACCAUAUGACAAAGUGCAAGUCCUGAAAUGCAAGAGACAGUCGCAAAACUGCUUUUGCACGAACACCGUGAUGUUCUUCGCUGCAGGCACGAAUGCUGUGACCAUCCAGCGUGUCGUGUACUGCUGCGAUGUAUGUGGAGAAGCUUUCCGAACGACUGCGGAUCUGGACAACCACCGGCAGGACCCGCACCACGAGAGGCCGGAGGGCAAGCACCGGUGCUCUUAUUGCCCCUACAGCAGUGAUAACAAGUCCCACACUACCAGGCAUGAGCGAACCCAUACGGGCGAGCGCCCGUUUACCUGCACUGUCUGCCAGAAGGGCUUCAACCGAGCCGACCUACUCGAGAGACACAUGAACAUACACACUAGGCAGAUAUGGGUGGUUCACAGCAAGUACGGACAAUAUGUCAAGCCUGAGGCGCCACAAGAAGCAGCACUCUCAGGACACCAAGGCACACACCUGCCCCUGCUGCGGCAAGACGUUUCGCCAGAGGGAACAACACCUCAGGCAGCAUCUUACAACGCACACACGCAAGCGGCCAUGGCAGUGCAAGAGGUGUUUCCCUCAUUUCGCCACUUUAAGAUAUCGCAAGAGGGCAGGGCUUUGGGCACUAGUGCGUGCUCUGGCCCAACAGCCUCGCCAACAGCUACAGGCGGAGAAUGUGCAAUUGUGCGAACCACCCAAAUUACAGUGCCAUGUGACAAUAGUGCAUGCUCUACCACAGCAGCCUCGCCAACAGCUACAGGUGGAGAAUAUGCAUUCGUGCAAACCACUCAGGUUACAGUGGCACUUGACAACAAGGAAGAGAUGAUGCAGACCGUGAAGUUAGAAUGAAAGUAGUCCAUAUUUAGGACUGUGCAGU